Penicillium cinerascens is the source of this 1125-nucleotide messenger RNA. Its product is annotated as glycoside hydrolase family 28 protein. The transcript is spliced from 4 exons. NCBI's taxonomy places the organism in Eukaryota, Fungi, Ascomycota, Eurotiomycetes, Eurotiales, Aspergillaceae. Gene Ontology annotation, cellular component: extracellular region. Bases 1 to 1125 code for a protein of 374 amino acids. The record is from RefSeq and is a predicted model, not a curated record. Gene Ontology annotation, molecular function: polygalacturonase activity. Gene Ontology annotation, biological process: pectin catabolic process.
AUGGUCCCUAGCAUCCAACUCGGCCUUAUUGGCCUGCUCGGCGCUGCUGCCGUGCACGCAGCUCCAGCUCCGACGGCCGCAUCCGCACUUGAGCAGCGAUCUUCCACUUGUACCUUCUCGGGCUCUAACGGUGCCGCGUCCGCCAUCAAGUCCAAGACUUCUUGCUCGACCAUUGUCUUGUCUUCCGUGGCUGUUCCCGCGGGAACUACUCUGGACCUGACUGGACUGAAUAAGGGAACGACUGUUAUCUUCGAAGGAGAGACUACUUUUGGCUACAAAGAAUGGUCGGGUCCUCUGGUCUCAGUUUCCGGAACGGAUAUCACCGUAAAGGGAACUUCAGGAGCUAUCCUUAAUGGAGACGGGGCUCGCUGGUGGGAUGGGAAGGGGAGUAACGGUGGCAAGACGAAGCUCAAGUUCUUCUCGGCCCACAAAAUGAUCAAUUCGAAGAUCCAGGACAUCUAUAUCAAGAACUCUCCCGUGCAGGUCUUCAGCAUCAAUGAUGCAAAUGAUCUCACUGUUAGUGGAAUCACGGUCAACGACGCCGAUGGCGAUAGCAACGGUGGUCACAACACCGACGCUUUCGACGUCGGAUCGAGCACCGGUGUCUAUAUCAUCAACCCGGCUGUCCACAACCAAGAUGAUUGCUUGGCAGUGAAUUCGGGCACGGAUAUUUCGUUCACCGGUGCGACUUGCAUUGGAGGACACGGAAUCUCCAUCGGCUCCGUUGGCGGACGCUCCGACAACGCCGUUGAGAAUGUCACCGUCGAGAACUGUAGCAUCCAGAACUCUCAGAAUGGCGUCCGCAUCAAGACCGUUUAUGGCGCAACUGGCUCCGUCAAGGACAUUACAUACAAGGAUAUCCACCUUUCCGGAAUCUCGAACUACGGCGUCGUCAUUGAGCAGGACUACAAGAACGGCAGCCCGACCGGAACUCUCACCAGCGGCGUCCCCAUCACUGGUCUUACCUUGAGCAACGUGCAAGGAACUGUUGACAGCAGCGCGACUGAUAUCUAUGUUCUGUGUGCCUCUGGAGCCUGUGAGGAUUGGACCUGGAGCGGCGUCAGUGUCAAGGGUGGCAAGACCAGCAGCAAGUGCAAGAAUGUGCCAAGCGGCGCCAGCUGCUAA